Messenger RNA from Rhizophagus irregularis DAOM 181602=DAOM 197198, 201 nucleotides. The record is from RefSeq and is a predicted model, not a curated record. NCBI's taxonomy places the organism in Eukaryota, Fungi, Glomeromycota, Glomeromycetes, Glomerales, Glomeraceae.
UAUACCAUUUUACCUGCACUUAUAAUGGAAGGAUUUGUUGCUAUUGAUAUAUUUGAAGGAUCUUGUGACAAAAAAAAAUUUGUUGAUUUUGUUUUUGAUCAAGUUGUGCCAAUAAUGAAUCUGUAUCCAGGAGACAAUAGUGUUAUUGUAAUGGAUAAUGCAAAAAUCCAUCAUGAUAAUGAAUUAGUAGCUUUGUUAGAG